CAGCCACAGCCCGCUUAGCCCCUGGCGAUGCUGGGCCGGUGGGCGCGCCGCUGGCCGUGGCCGUGCAACGUGCUGCUCUACGGGGGUCUCUUCGCGGCGGGCGACGCGGCUCAGCAGCGUCUGGGGGCUGCAGCUGGCGGCCCGGCGGGCGACUGGCGGCAGACGCGGCACGUGGCGCUGGUGGCGCUGCUCUUCCACGGCAACUUCAGCUACGCCUGGCUGAGGCUGCUCGAGCGCCUCCUGCCCGGCAGGGCACCGCUGGCCGUGGGGGCCAAGGUGCUGGGCGACCAGCUGGUGGGCGCCCCGGUGGCCAUCCUCGCCUUCUACAGCGGCAUGAGCGUGCUUCAAGGGAAAGAAGAUAUUUUCUUAGACUGCAGACAGAAGUUUUGGAACACGUAUAAGACUGGGCUGAUGUACUGGCCUUUUGUGCAGCUUUCCAACUUCAGCCUGGUCCCUGUGCACCUGAGGACCGCAUACACCGGCCUGUGCGGUUUUGUCUGGAUGACUUUUCUCUGCUUUUCGCAACAACGCGGGGACGGCACUCUGAAAUCUGCUUUGAUGCUGUUCCGCCAAGAGGCCAGUGUGGAUGAGAAAUCGCUGGAGAAAUGAAGAUGUCGCUGUUGCAAAGUGUUCAUCACCCGUCAGAGUCCAAAUGUGGUGGUGCAGGGCAAAGGGGGAUUUUUGCACAUCAGAGGUGCCUGAAAGAAAAGGUAUCCUCGGCGGUUGCCAUGGCGCCCAGGUUGAAGACCCUUGACUCAAAGGAUCUGGCAUAGCUGGUGCUGGGGAACAAACUUGCUCUGCCUGAGAGGUCAGAGAACUACUGCUAGUCAGAGUAGACAGUUCUGAGCGAACUGGUCACAAGCUGGGUUUUUCAGUGAAAAUGACACCUGUGCAAACCCAUUUUUCCUCCAUUCAGAAUUUGUCAUGUUUUAGCAAAGCUUUGUGUUGCCUUGUGGUUUGGCUGCGUGUCUUUCACAUAAUUGGACGCUUCUUUCUUGAGAACCUCGGGACAAAAUCCAACAUGCUCCCGUGCAAGUUCCAUCCACCUUCUUACUCAAGUCCCGUUUAUUCGGUAGGAAAUUAUGCAGGAGAACUGCCAGGUAGAUUGGGCAAUAACACAACAACAGGUGUACAGGUAUGCUCCUAUUUAGGCCAGGGCAGCUGUUUAGACUUCAGAAUGCCAGUCUGCUUUACAUUUUGUUAGUAGGUGUUUUAUUGAUGGAGUCACCAGUGGCCAGUAGUAUAUCCAGUAAAAUGUUUUUACUUCUGCAUUCACCGGAAGAGAGCCAGUUUUGUAUUGGCUGUGCGGCAAUUUACAUUUUGCUGGUCUGCAUCUCCUGGAAUUGAAGCCGUUCGCUUAUUACAGAACACUGCAAACAUUCGGGCAUCGCAGCAUUCAGACUUGCUGCAGAGAAAUAUUGGUCUAAUUUUCUAGCAAUAUUUGGAAGAGAGGGAAAUGGAAUAUUGAGACAUGACUGGAUUCUAUUGGACUAGUUCUUUGAAUUCCCAACAGAAAAUGUUUUCUGUAUAUACUUACUACUUAGAGAAAACAGAGGCGGAAGAAAAGUUUGGGUUUAUAUCCCCCACCCUUUCUCUCCUGUAAGGAGACUCAAAGGGGCUUACAAUUUCCUUUCCCUCCCCACCCCACCCCCAACAAACACCCUGUGAGGUGGGUGGGGCUGA
Messenger RNA from Sphaerodactylus townsendi, 1683 nucleotides. It is a transcript of the gene MPV17L, whose product is annotated as MPV17 mitochondrial inner membrane protein like. Gene Ontology annotation, cellular component: membrane; cytoplasm. NCBI's taxonomy places the organism in Eukaryota, Metazoa, Chordata, Lepidosauria, Squamata, Sphaerodactylidae. Bases 28 to 609 code for a protein of 193 amino acids. The transcript is spliced from 4 exons. The record is from RefSeq and is a predicted model, not a curated record.